Messenger RNA from Ichthyophthirius multifiliis, 801 nucleotides. Its product is annotated as mitochondrial DNA polymerase a, putative. Gene Ontology annotation, biological process: double-strand break repair; DNA-templated DNA replication. Gene Ontology annotation, molecular function: DNA-directed DNA polymerase activity; DNA binding. The record is from RefSeq and is a predicted model, not a curated record. The transcript is spliced from 3 exons. NCBI's taxonomy places the organism in Eukaryota, Ciliophora, Oligohymenophorea, Hymenostomatida.
AUGACAAUUACAGGAUUAGGUUUAGAAGUGUAAGCUUAUACAGAAAAAGGAAUGCCAUCAGUAGAUCUUCCAUUAUUAAAAGAAUUGGCUGGCAAUCCAGAAAAAGGAAAUUAUGGUAAAAUAGGAGAAUAUUAUAAAGAAAGAAAGGAAGAAGAAAAAGGAAAAGUAGCAUCAAGAAGAGAUUUUCAUAGCAGAAUAGCUGUUACGCUUUUUCCUUAUAUAAGUACAGAGGUUUAAUAGGGAAAAAUAUUAAUAGAUUAAGAUUAGGAUUUAAAUAAUUCUAAUAUUCCACUUCUAAAAGAUAAAUAUGGAAGUGAAAGAAAAAAAGCCAAAAUUUUGAACUUUUCAAUCAUUUAUGGAGCCUCUGCUAAAAGUAUUACCGAGGCACUAGGUUGUUCAUUUAAGGAGGCUUAAGAAAUGAUAGAUAAAUGGUAUUAGGAAGCACCUGAAGUCAAUUAAUGGUAAGAUAAAGUAAAAAAUAUUGCUUUGGAAAAGGGAUAUACAUAAACACUUAUGGGAAGAUAUAGAAAUCUUUCAAAGUUCUUUAAUUAAAAUUAAGGCUUUUUAAACAAAUUACAUGGAUUGAGAGCUGCUAUUAAUACUCCUAUUUAAGGCGGAGGGGCUGAUUUUGUUAUUGCGGCAAUGGUAAAAAUUUCUUAAAGUUAAAAAUUGGAGUAAUUGGGGUUCGAAUUAAUUUUGUAAAUACAUGAUGAACUUAUUCUUGAAGGACCUUAGGAAAAUGCUUAAGAGAGUAAAUAUUGUAUUAUAAAGACUAUUUAUGAUUAGAUUAUUAUAAUAUGA